UUCUUUCUUUCUUUGUUAAUUAGCACUGUUGUAACUAUUUGCCUACAUUCAAUUUGUUAUAUGAUUUUCUGUAUAAAUGUACCAAGCAUUGCAGGCUUAACCCAAGUCAAGAAUUAAGAAGCUGAUCAUUGAGAGUAAUUUGAAUUAGAGUUAUACAUUUUCCACUGGCUUUUUCAAUGGCUAUGAAAGUGAAGCUCUUUUUCAUUUGUGGAAUCUAUCUCUUCCUUUCAUCAUUCACUUCAUGUCAAGGUAAAGAGAGUUGGGAAGAACAAUACCCAUUUAUCAGAUCAGCAAGUUCUUUCUCGCCGCCUCCAUCUUCAUCAGCAUCGUCAUCGGUCGGAUCCAAUGUCGGUGGGAAGGCGUACGAUUACAUUGUGGUUGGAGGUGGAACAGCGGGUUGCCCACUUGCGGCCACUCUAUCUAGGAAUUUCAGUGUGUUAUUGCUUGAGAGAGGAGGAGUACCUUUUGAUAAUCAAAACGUUUCAUAUUUGAAGAAUUUUCACAUUUCUUUAGCAGACAUUUCGCCUAAAUCUGCUUCUCAGAUAUUUCUUUCUACUGAUGGCGUCUUCAAUGUUAGAGCCCGUGUUUUGGGUGGUGCCACUUGCAUCAAUGCUGGAUUCUAUACUAGAGCAAGCUCAAGGUAUAUUAGGAAGGCAAGAUGGGAUGCAAAACUAGUGAAUGAAUCAUACCCAUGGAUCGAGAAGCAAAUUAUACGUUGGCCAGAUCUUGCGCCAUGGCAAAGAACUGUGAGGGAUAGCCUUGUGGAAAUCGGGGUCUCACCUUUCAAUGGAUUCACUUAUGAUCAUGUUUAUGGGACCAAAGUUGGUGGAACCAUCUUUGAACAGAAUGGUUUUCGUCACACAGCUGCAGAGUUACUCUCGUCUGCAAAUCCCAAAAAUCUCGAAGUUUUGGUUCAUGCCACUGUUCAAAAGAUUGUAUUUGACACAAAUGGGAGAAAACCAAGGGCAGCAGGAGUUAUAUUUAAGGAUGAAAAUGGAAACCAACACGAAGUGUAUCUUUCAAAGAGGAAGGGGAGCGAGAUUAUAGUAUCGAGUGGUGCGAUUGGAAGCCCACAACUGCUUCUAUUAAGUGGGAUUGGACCGAAGGCUCACCUUAGAAAGAUGAACAUUACUGUUGUUCUUGAAAACAAGUUUGUUGGGGAAGGAAUGGCUGACAAUCCUAUGAAUGCUGUCUUUGUUCCCACUAAUGGAACUGUGAAACAAUCUUUGAUUCAGACAGUCGGGAUUACUAAGAAAGGUGUUUAUAUCGAGGCUAGUAGCGGGUUUGGGGAAUCUCCGGAUAGUAUCCAGAAUUGUCAUCAUGGAAUCAUGUCAUCUGAGAUUGGGCAACUAUCAACAGUCCCACCAAAAUUGAGAACAAAAGAAUUGAUGGCGAAAUAUAUCAAAGCAAAGAAAGAGCUACCAUACGAAGUGUUCAAAGGAGGUUUCAUUCUCGAGAAGAUAGCCAAGCCCAUCUCAACCGGACAUCUCAUCUUGCUCAAUAAGAACAUCGAUGAUAAUCCAUCAGUCACAUUCAAUUACUUCAGCCAUCCCCGCGAUCUCCGUCGAUGUGUGGAUGGAGUCAGAAUAAUGGAGAAAGUGGUGAUGUCUAAUCACUUUAAAAGUUAUGGGGAGUGCGAUAAAAUGACAGUUGAUAAGCUUCUUAACAUGAGUGUUCAUGCUAAUGUCAAUCUUAUCCCUAAGCAUACGAACGAUACUGAAUCGCUCGAACAGUUUUGUAAAGAUACUGUCAUCACGAUUUGGCAUUAUCAUGGCGGUUGUCAUGUGGGAAAGGUGGUGAAUGCGGAUUAUAGGGUUAUUGGAGUUCAUAGGCUUCGGGUUGUGGAUGGAUCGACUUAUAGUGAAUCUCCCGGGACUAAUCCUCAAGCAACAGUGAUGAUGAUGGGAAGGUAUAUGGGAGUGAAGAUUCUAAGAGAGAGGCUGGGAAAAGGAGCUGGAUUGUAAUGAACCAUGAUAAUAGUAUGACUAUAUAUAUGUAGGAGGAUAUGGUUAGUAGUAGGCUUUGCUAGUUUUUAGUUAUUUUAUUUGUAGAUUUCGAUGAAGGCAAUUGUGGCUUGUUUCGAUUAAAUGAUGGAUAAACUUUUGAUUCUCUCUUUUGUUAUGGGCUUUUGAUUGGGGAGCUUUCUCAAUUCUUGA
Messenger RNA from Impatiens glandulifera, 2156 nucleotides. Its product is annotated as protein HOTHEAD. NCBI's taxonomy places the organism in Eukaryota, Viridiplantae, Streptophyta, Magnoliopsida, Ericales, Balsaminaceae. Gene Ontology annotation, molecular function: flavin adenine dinucleotide binding; oxidoreductase activity, acting on CH-OH group of donors. The record is from RefSeq and is a predicted model, not a curated record. The transcript has 6 exons. Bases 177 to 1964 code for a protein of 595 amino acids.